Monoraphidium neglectum is the source of this 1368-nucleotide messenger RNA. Its product is annotated as glutaminyl-tRNA synthetase. NCBI's taxonomy places the organism in Eukaryota, Viridiplantae, Chlorophyta, Chlorophyceae, Sphaeropleales, Selenastraceae. Bases 1 to 1368 code for a protein of 455 amino acids. Gene Ontology annotation, molecular function: ATP binding; glutamine-tRNA ligase activity. Gene Ontology annotation, cellular component: cytosol; cytoplasm. Gene Ontology annotation, biological process: glutaminyl-tRNA aminoacylation. The transcript has 13 exons. The record is from RefSeq and is a predicted model, not a curated record.
AUGGCCUCCAAGGAGGAGAAGGAGCGGCUGGCGCAGGCGCUACAGGAUGAGGCGCGACCGGUGUUCUUGGCCAUAGGCCUGGACGAGAAGGUUGUAGAGCAGUCGCUGCGGAACCCCAAGUUCACGCAGGCGCUGCUGGACACCGCCAAAGAGGCGGGCGUGGUGGAGGGGUGUGCCAAGGCCAAGGGCAACCUUAUCUACACAGUUGCCAGCAAGCACCCCGCCAACGCGCUGGCCCACCGGCCGCUGCUGCUGACCUACGUCGUCAGCGAGCAGAUCAAGUCCAACGCCCAGCUUGACGGCGCCUUUGAGUACCUGAAGCGCGUCGGGCCGGGGGAGGUGUCCAGCGCCGAGCUCGAGGAGGCGGCCGGCGUGGGCGUGGUGGUGGGGCCCGAGGAGAUCGCAGCGGCGGUGGGCGCGGCGCUGGAGGCGGCCAAGGAGCGGUUGCUGGAGGAGAGGUAUCAUAUGAACACCAACGUGCUGCUGGCCGGCAUCACGAAGCAGCUCAAGUGGGCAGAUGGCGGCAAGGUGCGCGAGGUGCUGGCCGCAGCUGUUGAGGAGCUGCUGGGCCCAAAGACCGAGGCCGACCUGGCGCCGCCGCCCGACAAGAAGAAGAAGGCAAAGGCCGAGAAGCCCAAGGCCAAGGAGGACCCCGCGGCGGCGGCAGCGGCCACCAAUGGCAAGGCGGCGGGCGCCAAGGCGCACGCCGCGCCCGAGGACGGGGCUGCGGGCACCGACGACGACCCCUACGCAUUCAUGCCCAAGCCCGAGGAGAACAACAAGGUCCACACUUCGGUCAACUUCAGCGACGAGCGCGGCGUCAUGCGCAUCGCCAACAGCGCGCAGAAGCUGGCGGAGCACCUGGCGCGCACGGGGGGCAAGCUGGUCACGCGCUUCCCGCCAGAGCCCAAUGGCUACCUGCAUAUCGGCCACGCAAAGGCCAUGUUUGUCGACUUUGGAAUGGCGGCGCGCUAUGGUGGUGUGUGCUACCUCCGCUACGACGACACCAACCCCAACGCAGAGAAACAGGAGUACAUUGACCACAUUGAGGAGAUCGUGGCCUGGAUGGGCUGGACCCCCUGGAAGAUCACGUACGCGUCGGACUACUUUGACCGGCUCUACGACUACGCGCUGCAGCUCAUCCAGGGGGGACACGCGUACGUGUGCCACCAGACCAAGGCGGAGAUUGAGGAGUCGCGGGAGAAGAAGCAGCCCUCCCCCUGGAGGAACAGGUCUGUUGAGGAGAACCUGCGUCUGUUUGAGGACAUGCGGCGGGGGCUGUACCGCGAGGGUGAGGCCACCCUGCGCAUGAAGAUGGACUACCUCAACGAGAACCCCACCAUGUGGGACAGCGUGGCCUACAGGUGA